This is a messenger RNA of Pieris brassicae (large cabbage white), 1837 nucleotides long. RefSeq names its product putative tricarboxylate transport protein, mitochondrial (gene sea). Bases 87 to 1037 code for a protein of 316 amino acids. Gene Ontology annotation, biological process: mitochondrial citrate transmembrane transport. Lineage: Eukaryota; Metazoa; Arthropoda; Insecta; Lepidoptera; Pieridae. The record is from RefSeq and is a predicted model, not a curated record. The transcript is spliced from 5 exons.
GUUAACUUUUCUCCUCCGUGUUGAUAGGGUUACGCCGCGUGCUCCAGUUGUUGUUUAAUACAACAUAAAACUGGAUCUUUUCGAUAAUGUCUACUAAGACGGGAAAUUUCAAAAAUCCAUUCUCGAGACCAUGGAUGACGGAGACUGGAGCAGCGGCAGCGGCAGGAAGUGGUUCCAUUGGAUUGAAAGGAGUAGUCGCUGGAGGAAUAACUGGUGGCAUUGAAAUUUGUAUCACAUUCCCGACCGAAUAUGUAAAAACACAACUACAAUUAGACGAAAAAGGUGGAACCAAAAAGUAUUCGGGAAUAGUUGACUGCGUCCAAAAAACUGUCAAGGGUCAUGGUUUUCUCGGCCUCUACCGUGGGCUCAGUGUGCUCCUCUAUGGCUCUAUACCAAAAUCUGCAGUCAGAUUCGGAGUAUUCGAACAAGCGAAGCUUUAUAUGGUGAAUGAAAAUGGUACUCUAUCAAACUCGGGGAAGCUGAUGUGUGGUCUGGCAGCUGGUGUCGCCGAAGCUAUCUUCGCAGUCACACCCAUGGAGACUGUUAAGGUCAAGUUCAUCAAUGACAUGAGGAUGGAAAAACCAAGAUUUAAAGGAUUCUUCCAUGGCGUACGAACUAUUGUGCGUGAGGAAGGCGUGGGCGGCGUAUACAAGGGUGUGUCGGCGACGAUAAUGAAGCAGGGCAGCAACCAGGCCAUCAGGUUCUUCGUGAUGGAGUCUCUCCGCGAUUGGUAUAAGGGCGGAGACAGGGACAAACCCGUGCCCAAGUACAUCGUGGCACUGUUCGGUGGUGUAGCCGGUGCGACGUCUGUGUUCGGAAACACCCCCAUCGACGUGGUGAAGACCAGGAUGCAGGGUCUCGAAGCCGCCAAGUACAAGAGCACCUGGGACUGUUUCAUCAAGACCUGGAAGCACGAGGGACCGCUCGCCUUCUACAAGGGAACCGUCCCGAGACUCAGCAGGGUAGUGUUCGACGUGGCCAUCACCUUCACCAUUUACGACAGCAUCAUGGACGUCUUCAACUACGUCUGGAAGUAACGCUUCACGAUGUAUUUAUUUGUAUUUGUAUAGAGGUGAUGCCUAAAUCGAAAGUCAACGUCGCAACUUUGAGUCAAAUAUUUUACUGAAUGCAAUCGUAAAGACGGCCAAAAGCCGGUCGCUUACGUUUGUGGCAUUAGAUAGAAAGUUAAAGUUACCCAAUGUAGUAGAUUAAGCUUAACUAUGAACUGGACUUGGUAUGACGCUUGUUCUUAUAAGACUAUUUCACAAGUUCCAUCGUUAGUUCGGUACGAACGCGUCCUUCGGUGAGGUUCACAUGUUUUAUAUCUCAAUGUGAAGUGUGAUGUCAGGGUUCCAGGAAUCAGAAUUGUAUUGCAUUUCUUUUUCAAUGCUUUUAUUAUGUUAUUGCGUUAUUUUUGUAUAAAGGUUUAUUUUUAUAUUGUUUUUGUGCAUUUUGCCACUUCGGCCGCGUUCGAGACGAGUCAUUUCGGAAAAAAGAAAUCUAUAAAUUGGAAUCUCCUUCCGCUACGCGCUCUUGAGACAUGUUUUACUUAUUGACGAAUUUAUUACAUAUGACAAUAUUUUGCAUUUCUCUUAUCGUGCAUUUUUGGCCUUUUGUUAACAUUUAAAGAUCUCUCGAAACCGUUUUCACGACGACCUCGCUCGGCGAAUGCUGCUUUCCCUCAUUUUUAAAUUAAUGUCGAGAGAUCUCGAUGAGACAUUCCGUUACGAUUGAACCGUUUAAUGCUCUGGGUUUAUUUUUUAUGUCUAUUUACGAUGUUGAAUGUUGCGUUUAUUUAUUUACUGUUAUGAUUUAAAUACAUUGUCAAACAACUGAA